Messenger RNA from Penicillium waksmanii, 378 nucleotides. RefSeq lists its product as uncharacterized. Bases 1 to 378 code for a protein of 125 amino acids. Gene Ontology annotation, molecular function: oligopeptide transmembrane transporter activity. The transcript is spliced from 3 exons. The record is from RefSeq and is a predicted model, not a curated record. Gene Ontology annotation, biological process: transmembrane transport. Lineage: Eukaryota; Fungi; Ascomycota; Eurotiomycetes; Eurotiales; Aspergillaceae.
AUGUCUCCUUUUUCUAACAACCCUAUUAAGCCUGUUGUCACUGGAAUCGUUUAUCUCCUCUACCGUCGCUAUCCCAAUAGCUGGAUUCGUUACAUUAACGUCCCAAUUUUCUUCAAUGCGGCGGGUAAUAUUCCGCCAGCAAAUACUACCCACUAUUCUCUGUGGUUCAUCGUUGGUUUUGCUUUCAACUAUCUCAUCCGCAAGCGCGCGUUCGACUGGUGGAGACGUUACAACUACCUAUUGCAAGCAGCCAUGGAUACUGGGACGGCCAUUGCGACAAUCAUAUUCUUUUUCGCCCUGGGAUACCAUGCUGUCCAAUUCGAUUGGUGGGGGAAUACAGUUGGGUCCAACACGUACGAUGCUAACUCUGUCCCAUGA